Messenger RNA from Dibothriocephalus latus, 738 nucleotides. The record is from the annotation of a GenBank genome assembly. Lineage: Eukaryota; Metazoa; Platyhelminthes; Cestoda; Diphyllobothriidea; Diphyllobothriidae.
AUGGAAUUUACGCAAAACACUAAUUGGCCUUGUGGGUUUCCUGAGCUGCGAAGCGAGGCCACCGAGACGCCUCAGGGUCAAGUUGCAGAUGUAAAAGCACCGGAACCCCCUCCACUGCAGCCCGCGUUCAGGCAAACCGACACCGUUAUGCCUGAUGUCGAUUGGCUGCGCUACAUAGCCACCGCUAUCUCUGACAUGGAGCACCGAAUAACCGACCGUAUAGCUUCCAUGGAACAGAGCAUAACUGGCCAACUAACUGCCAUGGAUGGUCGACUAGCUGCCAUGGAUGGUCGUCUGACUGUCAUGGAUGGUCGACUGGACACGCUGGAGAAAGGUGUCCUCCAGAGAUCCACACAAACAACUGCUGAGAUGACGUCCUUGAGGGCAGAGUGUCCAGUUCCAUCGCCCAUGUCCUCCCUGGAAGAGUUUGAUUCCUUCGAGGGCAAACUCCGAGACAAGCAAUUUCGGCAGCAGACGGUUGCCUUCUUGCGCACGCUGGGCGGUUGGAGGGUCCGAGACUUCGUCAAACGGCUCUUGGAGCCCCUCUUCACCAGCCGCCUGCUCGCCAACUUCAACCUCACCGGACAGUUUGGGCGACGCAACUUCCGGCGAACUCGGGCUUAUGUUCUGCUGGAGGAUGUGUUUCGAAAGUGGGCUGAAGACCACCACUACGCCCACCCCCAGGACUUCGAGACGGCCAUCCGCAGCCUGCUCAGAUCGGCAAAGGCCUCCCGGUAG